CUAACCAAACCACAACACGGGUUCCUGGAAAACGAACUCUGAUCUCACCGAUCCCCUGCUCACCACCACCAUUCAUCAACAACUACUACGGAAUCACCACAAUCGUUACUAAAAUGCCGGCCGAAACCCCUAAGCCCCCUACUUCCGCUACCACCACCACAGCCGACAUCCCGACGGACCUGAAGACCAUACACGAAUCCUCCCCAAACCCAUCAAAGCAGCUGCCGCUUCCCGGGGCCCGGACACGCAAGGAGCUCCGCGAGCAAGCCGCUAAAUUCCUCGAAACUAGCAGCGUCAAGAAUGCGCCAUGGGAGCAGAAGAAGGAGUUCUUGUUGGAGAAGGGGCUGACGGGGAAUGAGAUUGAGGCUCUAAUGGAAGAGAUGGAGAGGGUGCAGAAGGAGAAGAUGAAGGAGGCGGUUGUCACGAAGGAGGAGGUUAGGGUGGUUUUGGAGAGGGGGAAGGGGAAGAAGAGGGAACAACCUUCUACGGAGGUAACAAAGCCCAACGCUAACGAUGAAACGAAACACCCCCCCGAAGACUCCGGCCGGGAGAAUAAGGAGACCACUGCUACUACGGCCGCUGCCUCUCCCCCGCUAAUAACCUACCCAGAAUUCCUAACCCCUGCACCACCUCCACCCCCACAGCCCCUAGUUAGCACCUCCAACAUCCUCAAAUCCGCAUACUUCGCCUCAGCCAUAGGCAGCACAAUCUACGGCGCGCACAAAUUUAUCUUCACACCCAUGUACUCCGCACUCACAGACGCACGCCUAGACCUCUCCUCAGCGGCACUGAAGAACCUCACGGAGCUAAACACCCGACUACGCGAGCUCGUCCCCUCAACACGAGUCCAGCACCCCACCGCCAACAGUAACAAAAAACACUACUACCCCUCCUCCCCCCACUCUUCUUCCUCCUCCGAUGACGAAGACGAUAGCAGCAGUACCUCAGACCCUAGCGAACUAUUCCACGUCGAUGCCACGACACAAACAAGCCCAUUACCGGACUACAACCUCAACACCUCCGAUGAAGCCGAGGACCUAACCCCGGACGGGAAACUGGAACACCUAUCAACGCAACUCCACGCCCUCGUCGAGAGCCACUCAGACGGCAUGGACAACGAGCUCACAUUCGCGCUCGAGGACCUAAGGAGCUACCUCGAGAGCCUCACCUACGACUGGAGCAGUUCCAGCAUUUUUACCUCGCCCUACGAUUACGGUGGGGCGAAGGGCAAGGAUGACGCUGUGUCGAAGGUUAAGGCGGAAAUUAGGAGUGUUAAGGGGGUUUUGUUGAAUACGAAGAAUUUCCCGGCGUCGAGGUGAUGGGUCGUGGUGUGCAGUAGUGGUAUGAGCGCCAGGUUGUGUCGAAUCUGGAUGAGUGGAUGGGAUAUCAAUUUUGCCAAAUUUACGCUAAUAGUUAUAUCCUUGUUUUCGCGCCAUAGUGUAAUAGAGUUCUCUCCUUUCCUUUCCUU
Molecule: messenger RNA, 1468 nt
Organism: Tuber melanosporum (Perigord truffle)
Lineage: Eukaryota; Fungi; Ascomycota; Pezizomycetes; Pezizales; Tuberaceae
Exons: 3
Coding region: 114-1319 (401 amino acids)
Biological process (GO): protein import into peroxisome matrix, docking
Cellular component (GO): peroxisomal importomer complex; peroxisomal membrane
Molecular function (GO): signaling receptor binding
Source: RefSeq, a predicted model, not a curated record